Molecule: messenger RNA, 1061 nt
Organism: Colletotrichum navitas
Lineage: Eukaryota; Fungi; Ascomycota; Sordariomycetes; Glomerellales; Glomerellaceae
Exons: 1
Coding region: 314-994 (226 amino acids)
Source: RefSeq, a predicted model, not a curated record
UACGUCCUUGUCAGCAUGGCCUUCUGAGGAACGCCGGCCGUACAACGUUCCAAGUUUUUCAGGUUGAUAUUCAAGCCGUUGUUGGCAUGCCAGAUCUUAGUCGGUAUGCUAAGAAGCCGAGGGGGGAGUUGCUCGAGGGAGAUGGAUACCUACGAUACUUUGCAUUGGCAUUAUCGUGUAUCCGGAUGCACCUUCCCCUGUUCUCGGCCUUGCCAUGCCAGUCCCUUUAGUUCGGUUCUCGCCGCGUAGCCCAUGUGUGUCUUCCCCGUCCAUGCUCCUGGGUGUGGAAAUUUGAAUCCGUACCGCGCCUUCCAUGUUGGCAGGAGACGGAAUUCCCGUAGAAGGCACACAUGGGCUGCGCGGCAAGAAGCGACCAGCACGUGAGGUCCAAGUCUCGUGGGGGGUCUUGGUCGGCUCCAUGCAAGUCUCUCCAGAAUCAAGAAUGGAAAGGGGAAAAAACGCACCAACGACCUUGCUCCCCCGUUCCUUCUUCAGCUUCAGCUCUGAUCCGGUCUUGGCUGUUCCCAGGCUCCACGUCGCAUUCCGGGCAAAUUGCACUGGACCCUGUCCUGAUCUGGGUAUUCGAUAUCCGUACAACUACCUCUUCCUCAAGGCGGGAACGAGUACCUGUAGGUAUACGCCUCCUCCAAAUUUCCAUUUUUGGCUCUGCUCCUCGUUGCCCGUCUUUCGCUGCAAAGACACGCCGAAAUAUGAAGCCGAUGCGAAUCUGCUCAUGGGAAAUUACCCACACGCCGCCGCUUAUUGUCGCAUUCUGCACUUUUUGCAUUCUGGAAAUUUUCCCAUCCCUCCUUGUCCCCCGUCUGCGCCCCCAUCCCAUCCAUCAAUCCAUCCGGCAUUAACGACCGCCUUGAUUUUUCUCCCUCGCCGAUACGACGACAGGAACAAGACCGGUUUUUUUUUUUUUUUUUCUCCCUGGGAAAUGACCAUCCCAUCAACCACUAGCGCUCGCCCAGCAAUGCAUUCGUCCCACUGACUAAAGCAGGGUCCUGGCCUCCCGCCACCGCCGCCAUAACUACAUACGGAAGAUGGCAACAUCAAAU